AUGGUCUCUUUCACCAACCUCUUUGUUGGCAUUGCUGCCGUCGCCGGAGUCUGGGCCGCCCCCAGCAACCCCGAGAUGCUCGAGAAGCGUCAGUCAGUCGAGCCUGGAGAGGGCACCAACAACGGUUACUUCUACUCCUUCUGGACUGAUGGAGGUGCUCCAGUGACCUACACAAAUGGACCAGCUGGUCAGUACAGCGUUACCUGGCAGAACGGCGGCAACUUCGUUGCCGGCAAGGGAUGGAACCCCGGCAGCAGCUCUAGGGUCAUUAGCUUUUCCGGCGACUACAACCCCAGCGGAAACAGUUACCUCUCCGUCUACGGCUGGUCUCGCAACCCUCUGAUUGAGUACUACAUUGUUGAGAACUUUGGUACCUAUUACCCGUCCACCGGCGCCACUAAACUGGGCGAGGUGACCAGCGACGGUAGUACCUACGACAUUUACCGAACCACGCGCGUAAACCAGCCAUCCAUUGACGGUACCGCCACGUUUGACCAGUACUGGUCCAUCCGCCGCAGCCACCGCUCCAGCGGCUCCGUUACCGUCGCGAACCACUUCAACGCAUGGGCUUCUCACGGCUUGACCCUGGGCCAGCUCAACUACCAAAUUGUUGCCGUGGAGGGCUACUUUAGCUCUGGCUCGGCCACUAUCACCGUUAGCUAA
Trichoderma breve is the source of this 663-nucleotide messenger RNA. RefSeq names its product glycosyl hydrolases family 11 domain-containing protein. NCBI's taxonomy places the organism in Eukaryota, Fungi, Ascomycota, Sordariomycetes, Hypocreales, Hypocreaceae. Gene Ontology annotation, molecular function: hydrolase activity, hydrolyzing O-glycosyl compounds. Gene Ontology annotation, biological process: xylan catabolic process. The transcript has 2 exons. The record is from RefSeq and is a predicted model, not a curated record. Bases 1 to 663 code for a protein of 220 amino acids.